Messenger RNA from Paramuricea clavata, 184 nucleotides. The record is from the annotation of a GenBank genome assembly. NCBI's taxonomy places the organism in Eukaryota, Metazoa, Cnidaria, Anthozoa, Malacalcyonacea, Plexauridae.
GUUGUAUAUGUUGAUGGAAUGAAGAGGAAAAGAGAUUGCGACAACACGAGAAAGAAAUCCUUGAAGUUCAAGAAGCGAAGGAAUGAAAUUCAUACCAAGCGAACACAUGGUAUUCUAUCAAGUGAAAAGAAGGAUGGCAAGACGUACGAGACAAAUAUUGGCCUCACGUUACCCAAAGCUACCA